AAGAGCACUGUACGGCCAAUGCUGGCUUACCUCUUAAUGCAGUUUGGAGGCGGGACUUCCGGCUCCUCCCACAUACAUCCUGUCUAAACAGUACUAGGUUUAUGGCCCUCUGUGGGUAUUUCUCUCACAAUUUGUAUUUUUUUAUAUUAGGUUUAUGGGACUUUGAUGAUUUUCUGUGACCUGGCGGGAUAGAGCUGAGAUGUGAGGGGACUCACUGGCAUUGUCCCUCCCCUGCACUCACAUCUCCAGCCUGGGCUACUGGAUGCUGUAGAGAUGCCGUUCCCCGGUGCCACAUUGGGUGCUGAGCCCCACACUGACCUGUCGCUAUUAAAGAGGGAAGAGGAUGCAGUUCCUGUGACUGGUUCUUCAGAAGCAGAACGACAAAUAUUACAUAUAAAGAAAGAGGAAGAAGAGUCAGACUCUCUUGAUCAACUGAACCCAUUGGAAAGACUGACUGCUCCAUUUACUGAUAGGGGCUCCUCAGUGACUCAAACAGAGAUAUCCUGGAUAAAGAUAGAGAAAGAAGAACUGUACUCAGGUGAUCAUGUGACCCCAACAGCUCCAUUUACUGAUGGGGACAAUGAGAAGUUACAGAGCUCCGAUGCCCAGAAGAUACAGACCAACAUGGAGCCCAGUACCAGUUCUGAGAAUUGUGCCACUAUGUUUCCACCAUCAGACUGUGCCAACUGUACCCAAAGCAGUGAUCUCCUGGCCCACACCUGUACUCAGCCUGGGAAUGUUACCGACAGCCAGACACGCAGGAGGCGAAAAAAGGCUUAUAUCUGCUCAGAGUGUGGAAAGCAUUGCAAAAAUAAAUACCGCUUAGAUAGACAUCGUAUGGUCCAUACAGGGGAGAAACCCUUCACAUGUACAGAAUGUGGGAAAGGAUUCAGAGAUAAGCGUUAUGUAAAGAUCCACGAGACAGUCCAUACUGGGGAGAAACCAUUCACUUGUACAGAGUGUGGACUGAGCUUCAGAAUGAAACCUCUUUUAAAGUACCAUCAGAUGGCCCACACAGGGGAGAAACCAUUUAUAUGCACAGAAUGCGGAAAGGGCUUCAGGAAUAAAAAUGGUUUACAAAGACAUCAAAUGGCCCACACAGAGGAGAAACCCUACACGUGUACAGAUUGUGGGAGGGGUUUCUUUACAAGGAGUUUGCUAGUCAGCCAUGUCCGACUUCACACAGGAGAAAAACCAUUCACUUGUCCAGAAUGUGGGAAAAGCUUUUCUCAAAAAAGCAACCUUCGUACCCACCAGAGAGUUCACACGGGGUUUAAACCUUUCAGUUGCGCCGAAUGUGGGAGGAGCUUUGUGCACAUGCGGGCACUGUUGGGCCACCAAAUCUAUCACACAGGGGAGAAACCUUUUAAAUGUGCCGAAUGUGGUUUAGCCUUUGCAAGAAGGCGCUGCCUCAUACAACACUAUAACAGUGCUAAGAAUGAUUGCGUUGGGCCCAGGCAUCACAAAUGUGCCGAAUGUGGCAGAAGCUUUAACUCUAGGUCCAUCCUGAUAAGCCACCAGAAAACCCACACAGGGGAGAAACCAUUGACAUGAGCACAGCCUCCUUACAGGCACCCAGAGCAGUCACACAAGGAAGAGACUAGUGCGUUCAGACUUUGGCCACACAGGGUGGGUAUAGCUGUUGUAUGCACAGCAUGAAAGGAAUAUUAAUGCUAUAAUCAGGGCCGACAUCAGGGGGGA
This is a messenger RNA of Xenopus tropicalis (tropical clawed frog), 1701 nucleotides long. Its product is annotated as gastrula zinc finger protein XlCGF8.2DB-like. The transcript is spliced from 5 exons. Lineage: Eukaryota; Metazoa; Chordata; Amphibia; Anura; Pipidae. Gene Ontology annotation, cellular component: nucleus. The coding region runs from base 274 to 1554 and encodes 426 amino acids. The record is from RefSeq and is a predicted model, not a curated record.